Messenger RNA from Sander lucioperca (pikeperch), 1887 nucleotides. RefSeq names its product prokineticin 1 (gene prok1). Bases 1114 to 1434 code for a protein of 106 amino acids. The record is from RefSeq and is a predicted model, not a curated record. The transcript is spliced from 3 exons. NCBI's taxonomy places the organism in Eukaryota, Metazoa, Chordata, Actinopteri, Perciformes, Percidae.
CCUUUGACCCUCGCAUCAGAUAAGAAAAUCUCCCCCCAAAAAACCCUAACAGGGGAAAAUGGUAACUUCAGGAAGAGUAACUGAGGGGGGAUCCCUCUCCCAGGACGGACAGACGUGCAAAAGAAUUGCGUGUACAGAAAAGACCAGCAUAAUGAAAUUACAGUAUAAACAAUCCAUAUGCCAAAAUGAUACAUAGAAAGUGAGAGGAGAAAGCAAGGGAGGGAGAGAGAGCGAGAGAGAGGGUUUAGUAAAGAGUCUGAACCAUGUUAUUCUUUCUCUCAAAAAAAGACCAAAUCUGAUCAGAAAUAUCACGUUAGUGUCAAAAUUUAACAAAUACUGUUAUAACAGUAAGAUCAUAUGUAUCACACUGAUUGCAGAGUAGCUUGUGUGAUAAAGCAGAUAUGUUAUUAACCUUAUAGGCCUUAUUUUCUCAGUGUGAAUGAACUGCAGCUAAAGUUGAUAGCAGCUGUCACAAUACAUGGCAUCCUGGCACACAUAUCCCAUAAUAAAAUAAGGAAUAUCACUUUCUCUCCUUACAUGAAGCCCAGUUCAUGAGUCAGCCUGUGGUAAUUUCAGUAAACUCGUUAAAUGGCUUUGAUGUUGAUUUGUCUUCACACUGAUAAAUAUCUCUGGAUUUCAUGGCACCUGUGCCCUUUUUCUCACAAAGAGGUGUCAGAUUCAUUUUAGUUCAUAUGAACGUCAUCACUUGUUGAGUAGUUUUGCAUAUUUUUUGUGUUGGCCACAAAACCACUGAGUCAUGGAAACUCUGUCAAGCAGCUGUAUGGCCAGACACUAUAUGUAAGUAUACAAGUAGAGGGGACUACUGGGAGCCUCCAUCAUCCGUCAUCCAGAUGAGUAAGAUGACGAAGCUAUUGAGGAGACAGGCAGAGAGAGGGCGUGGGGAGAUCUCAGAAAUGGCGAGGGAGGGAGGGUUGGGUGAGGGUCGGAGGUGGAUAAAGAGAGGGAGAGAGUGUGGCCCCCCCCCAAGGAGUUCUGGGAACCUUCAACACUGACUGGAAAGCCGAGGAUCCAGUGUGAGGUGCCGGACAGACCGUUAACAGCUGUUGUCCAGUGUUGUGGGUGUUGAUAGAGUCCAGUUCUCCUGUUGCUGACAUGGGCUUCAGGGCGAUGCUGCUGUCCUUCCUCCUGGUGUCUCUCAGUUACUCCAGAGGAGCCAUCAUCACAGGGGCCUGUGAGAAAGACAUGCAGUGUGGUUUUGGUUUAUGCUGUGCCGUCAGUCUUUGGCUGAGGGGCCUCAGGAUGUGCGUCCCAAGAGGUGUUGAAGGGGACGAAUGCCACCCGUUUAGCCACAAGGUGCCCUAUCCAGGGAAAAGGCAACAUCACACCUGCCCCUGUCUCCCCCACUUGGUGUGCACCAGUUACGGUGAAAGCAAGUAUAGAUGUACUGACGACUUCAAAAACCUGGACUUUUAACAGAUGCCCAACAUUCAGAUGAAAAAGAGCAGAGCAGAAGCAGCAUCCUGAGUGAAGACGUGAACAGGCUGUGGAUCAGAAAUGCAUAUAUAAACUUCACUGGCUGUAUUCUUUGUGUAUGUAUACACUAUAAUAUAUAGUUUGGAUUCUAUCAAUACACACUUCAAGGACAGAAAUGGAAAUGUCAAGAGAGUGUAACCUAUUAACAAGAGCCACAGCAGACAUGACACUUUUUACUUAAAAAAACAAAGAAGGUAUUUGUGAACAAUUGAAGCAUUUGCUUUGCAUUUGUUUUGUUUUCAUGCUCACUUUAUGGUAAUUUAUCAAGAGAAAUGUAUAAAUAUUAUUGUUGAUGAAAGUAGCCUAUAAUAACAACAUUGUUGUUGGAUACUUGCUCUGUGGACCUUUUUCGUGUUCAGUUUAUGUUACUUGAUUAAACAUAAUGUGUGUUGA